AUGUCUGGAGUCACUGCUCAACAAAAGAAGAAAGCACAACCCAGCCGUAAGGGCAAGAAAGCAUGGCGCAAAAAUGUUGAUAUCACCGAUGUCGAGGAAGCACAAGAGGAGCUCCGUUCAGUGGAGAGAGUGAUCGGUAAUGCAGAUGAUUUAAAGGAUGAGGAUCUUUUCACUAUCGAUGUUGCCGGUGAUACUGGUGUGAAACGCAAACUAGCUAAAGAUAAGCCCCUCCGAGUGGAUGAAAUUUUGGAUCAAAGAUCUGCUGUUCCUGCUGUCAAAUCAAAGAAGAGUCCAUUUAAGAAGCCAGAGAUGACUGACAAGGUUGUUUCCAAGCAUGAAUUGAAGACAUUGAAGCGUAAGAUUGAGAACAAUGCACCUGUUGCACCUAAAAAGAAGACCAAGAAGAUUGUUAAUCCUGGAAAAUCAUAUGAUCUUUGGGAUGAAGCACCUGUUGAAGAAACACCUGUGAAUGAUUUCUUGCCCGUGAAGGCCAAAUUAAAGGUGCCCAAAACAGUGACAGUGAAGCCUGCAGCACUGGAGCAUAUUCCCGCUAUUGCCACACCUGAAGGUGGCCAUUCUUACAAUCCCUCUGUGGAAGAGCAUCAGCAAUUGCUCGCAAAGGCCAAUGAGGCUGAAGAAAGAAAGGUGGAGAUUCUCAAGAAGCUCCAAGAACAAUUGUCUUACCGUGAGGAAUUGAAGCUGUUGGCCAGUGAAUUGUCCACAUCAGAGAUUACAGCUGACGGCAAAAUUGUUUCUACGGAAGCCGAUGAUGAAGAGGAGGAGAACGAUGAGCUGGCCGAUUUACCCACAGAUGAUAAAGCCACCAAGAAGCGCAAAGCAGCUGAACGCAAAACUCGUCAACAGCGUCAGAAAUCACAUAGAUUGGCCACAGCCGAAUUGGAAAAGAAGCAAAAGCAGCAAGAAAAGGCAAUCCGCCAACAGAUUGAUAAGCUCCGUCAAAUUGAACAAGAGAUUGCUCAAAAAGUUGAAGAUUUGGAUAAUUUGGCUGAGAAGAGGGGCGAACGUCGAAGCGAAGAGGAAAAGAAGGGCUUGAAGAAGAUUGGUAAAUACACAGUGCCUGAGUUGCCUGUGGAUGUUCAGUUAACAGAAGAACUAUGUGAAACGCUUCGUCAAUUAAAGCCUGAAGGAAACAUGUUCCGUGAUCGAUUCCACAGUAUUCAAAAGCGUAAUAUCAUUGAGCCUAGAAUACCUGUUAACCCAAGCAGACAUUACAAGCUUAAAGAGUAUGAGAGAAGAGCCUAUAAAAACUACGAUCAAGCUGAAGAGAUCAAGAGAAAGAGAAAAGUUGCUGCUGCUGCUGCUGCCCUCAAGAAGUAA
Mucor velutinosus is the source of this 1338-nucleotide messenger RNA. RefSeq lists its product as uncharacterized. Gene Ontology annotation, biological process: ribosomal large subunit assembly; rRNA processing. The transcript is spliced from 5 exons. The record is from RefSeq and is a predicted model, not a curated record. The coding region runs from base 1 to 1338 and encodes 445 amino acids. Gene Ontology annotation, molecular function: 5S rRNA binding. NCBI's taxonomy places the organism in Eukaryota, Fungi, Mucoromycota, Mucoromycetes, Mucorales, Mucoraceae. Gene Ontology annotation, cellular component: nucleolus.